Sesamum indicum (sesame) is the source of this 1883-nucleotide messenger RNA. It is a transcript of the gene SCY1, whose product is annotated as SECY homolog 1. Gene Ontology annotation, cellular component: membrane. Lineage: Eukaryota; Viridiplantae; Streptophyta; Magnoliopsida; Lamiales; Pedaliaceae. Gene Ontology annotation, biological process: protein transport. The record is from RefSeq and is a predicted model, not a curated record.
CGAAAAAUUGAGAGACACAAAAUAGUUGGUGGCAAUCCAAACGCGCCCGUAACUGCUCCUGGCUCUAACUUCCCACUCUGUGAGAGUUCUUGUUGCUGAGAGGGGAUAAUGUUGAUAUCAGUAAGGCAAAUUUCUUCGUCCCUUUGCUCCACCACCUCUCUAACUCACAAUUCCAUUUCAAGAAAACGUUCUUUUUGUGCUAAGCCUCACAAUUAUGUCCACAAAAACCAGAAGAAGUCUAUUUGCAGAGCCACUCUCACUAUCCACAGAAAGAACAACAGCAGCGAUAAGCAGAGCCCUCAGAGUGCUGUAUUUGAUCCGCUGGGCAUUAAUCCUGAUGGACUCUCAGAUUUAAGAAGUGCUUGGGGAAGUCUUCUAGAAUUGUUUUCUCAACCACUUCAGAGUACAUCAGGCACCAGAAAAGAGAAAACUUCAUCAUCAAGAGGAGCGGCAGCUGCCAUUGAAGAUACCAGCAUUGAUAUUGGGGAUUUCUUCAAGGGUCCUCUCCCUGGAAAAUUUCUCAAGCUUUUGGGCUAUCUGGCCCUGUCACGACUUGGAAUAUACAUACCUCUUGGUGGUGUGAAUCGGGAGGCUUUUGUGGGUAAUCUUGAUCAAAACAGCUUGUUAGGCACUCUAGAUUCGUUUUCUGGAGGCGGUAUUGGUCGGCUUGGAAUAGGCUCUCUUGGUAUUGUGCCCUUUAUAAAUGCACAGAUAGUUUUUCAGCUUCUCACUCAAAUCUACCCCAAGUUGCAAGAACUCCAAAAAAGAGAAGGUGAGGCUGGAAGGAAAAAAGUGUUGCAGUAUACUCGCUAUGCUUCUGUUGGGUUUGCAAUUGUGCAGGCAAUUGGCCAAGUAUUGUAUCUUCGUCCUUAUGUCAAUGACUUCAGCACUCAGUGGGUCCUCUCUUCUGUUAUUUUGCUGACUCUCGGCUCAGUUUUCACAACUUACAUUGGAGAAAGAAUUACUGACUUGAAACUUGGAAAUGGUACAUCUCUUUUAAUAUUCACAAAUAUCAUCUCCUACCUGCCAGCAUCCUUUGGGAGGACAGUUGCACAAGCAUUUCAAGAUGGUAACUAUGUUGGACUUGUUGGCCUCAUUAUUUCCUUCUUCUUGCUAGUCCUUAGCAUUGUAUAUGUUCAGGAAGCAGAGCGGAAAAUUCCACUUAAUUAUGCGUCAAGAUAUACCAGCGGAGCUGGGGGCCUUUCAAAAUCUGCUUACUUACCCUUUAAGGUAAAUAGUUCUGGAGUGAUGCCAAUCAUCUUCUCUACAUCAUCGUUGGCUCUUCCAGGAACUCUUGCCCGCUUCACUGGUUUGAGUUUUCUGAAGAAGGCUGCUGUGGGUUUAAAUCCUGGGGGUUCAUUCUACUUGCCAACGAACAUUCUAUUGAUAGCAUUCUUCAAUUACUAUUACACAUUUCUGCAAUUGGACCCUGACGAUGUCAGUGAACAGUUGAAAAGGCAAGGUGCCUCGAUCCCACUUGUCCGACCUGGAAAAAGUACUGCUGUAUUUAUAAAAACGGUUCUCAGUCGGAUAUCAGUCCUCGGUUCUGCAUUUCUAGCAAUUCUUGCUGCUGGUCCUGCUGUGAUUGAACAAGCCACACAUCUAACGGCAUUCAGGGGAUUUGCCGGCACCUCAGUUCUGAUUCUUGUCGGUUGUGCAACCGAUACGGCUAGAAAAGUUCAGGCGGAGAUAAUAUCGCAGAAAUACAAGACCAUAGAAUUUUAUGAUAUUGACAAGUACUGACCAGAGUGCACAAAAAACUUUUAGUAGGAAUCAUAAAUUUGAAUUAGACUCUUGAGACAGUCCAAUUGUAAAUUUGCUUUCUUGUUUAUUCUCAUUUUUUGGUAUCUCAUUUUAAUACAGCUUUGUAAUUUUGCCUUAAA